CUCCCCCUCUCCCUACCAGCUCGCUUCUUUCCAGUCACGCCGCCAUUUCUUGGGAAUCGACGUGGGAGCCACUGAGCCACUGUACUGACUGCUGCACAUCUCCAUGGUGGAGCACUCUAAACUCAACUACUCUCUACCCUCAAUCAGAUAUACUCUUCCUUCACCAACUCUCUCCAUUCUAACCCUCACUCUCUUCCAACCAACCACCGACACAUCUUGACUGAUUCCAACUAUCGCUGUCGCCUCCCUCUCCGCCCUCCCCUCCCACCUCUCUCCGCCCUUCCGCCCACUGCUCGGUCAGCAAAAUUAAAGAUACAACCACCCCCCGAAUACAUACAACCCACCCCUUUCGCCACGAUCACUCCUCGACUUCCUGUUGGACACGAAGGGACGAGGAGACACCCGGAUUUUCCCCCUGUACGCGGCCACACAUCACACAUAAUCCCCGAACAGACAGAGAAUCUUUGCGACGACCGACACAUCCACCAUCCCGACGCUCAUCGCGUCGCUGAAACAAAAUCCAUCGUGGCCCCCCGUAAAAGUCAUCGCGACGACUUCGACACCUCCCCCAUUUCAUCAGACGUUGUCUUCGGUCGCGAACUUCGUCACCCGCGAUGAAUAACAACGUGAACAUGGCCGCCCUGAACGCCAUGGGCGCUGGCGCCGUCGGUGGCGCCGUGCCCAUGAUGAACAACGGCGUCCCUGGAAACCAGCGCGCCUUGCCCGUGGACGACUCCCAGCAGAGGGCUCGCCUGAACACAUAUAUCUACGAAUACUUCAUCUGCAACGAGAUGUACGAUUGCGCCAGGGCUCUCAUCAAUAGCGAGCAGCCCGUCAACCUCCUCAAGGGGAGCCCCAACCAGCAGCGCGAUGCGAACGGGAACCCCGUCGAUGGCGCUGGGUCCGACGAUAUGGAGGACACCAAGGAGGGCAUCGAUAUGAAGAGGCCGGAUGACUUACCCGCCCCCAACCUACCUAGGGAAUCUUCCGAGAGUUGCUUCCUCUUCGAGUGGUGGAGCUUGUUUUGGGAUAUGUUCAACGCGCAGAGGGGCAAAUCCGAAUCGCAAAACGCGCAGCGCUAUGCAAACUACACACAAGCUCAAUCGAGGUUCAAGCAGGAGCAACAACAACAGAUGCUCCGCGCGAUGAGCCAGGGCGGGAUGAUGGGCAUGCGUGGCCAGCCAAAUGGCAUGGGGAUGGCCCCGAACGACCUUGCCCGCAAAGCUAUGCAGAAUAACAAUCGUAAUAUAACUCCCCAGCAACAAAUGCAGUUAAUCGCACAACAACAAGCGAAACAGAACCAGCAACUACAACAGCAGCAGAUGCAACGAGACGGCUCCGAUAUGGACGGCAACCGCCAGCAGAGGCCACAAUCACCCGGGUCCGCUGAGGGCGCGCCGUCGCCAUCGAAACGCCCCCGCCUCGAAAACGCGCCGUUCAACGCAGCCCAAGGAAUGAUGCCGAAUGGAAGGGGACAGGGUAUUCCGGGCCAGCAGGGUGCCGGUCCCGGUGGCAACGUCGCACCAAACGCGCAGAUGCUCCUUGCCAAUGGUAUCAACCCUGGCAACUUGACCGCGCAACAAUUCCAGAACUUCCCUGGCCAGGCGCAAGGCCCCAAGGCCUUGCAGCAGUACAACAACAACCUCGCCCAGCACCAGCAAAGCCAGAUGCCUAACAAGGGAAUGCCCAAUCCAAAUGGACCGCAAGGCCAGGGCUCUCCCAUGAUGCCGAACCAAGACGGCAAUAUUGCGGGCUACUACAACGCUGAGACGAGCGGCAUGCGACCGGGGGCUAACGUAGGGCCUAAUAAUGGCAGCCACGCCCUGCAAGAUUACCAGAUGCAGUUGAUGCUAUUGGAGCAGCAGAAUAAGAAGCGAUUGUUAAUGGCCCGACAAGAACAGGAUGGAUUGACGAAUAACCGUGAUGGGUCUGGUGGACCUGGACAAGGGGGACCGGGUGGACCUGGUGGACCUAAUGGACAAGCUUUCCAGGGAACGUCGCCGCAGGGAGCUCGAUCUGUUAACUCGCCAAAUCCGAAUGAUAUGAAGCGGGGGACACCGCAGAUGAACACGACGGGCGUGCCUUCGCCAGUGCCUGAAGGCCAGUCUCGCGGAUCUCCUGGCUCAAUGGGUUUCAUGCCCGGCAACAUCGACCCGAACAUGACACCUCACUUCUAUGGAAAGGUUAAUGGAAUGGAGGGAGGUAUGAUUGGUGGUGUGCCGAACGUGAUGCGUCCCCCGAGUUCGCAUCCUACUGCGUUCAAUGCCAAUGGCCAGCCCAACCAGCAGAUGAUCAACAUGCAACGGCAGCAGCAGCAACAGCAGCAGCAGCAGCAGGGCAAUGUCAACCAACAAGUCCAGGGAUGGCCUGCUGGGCCUAAUGGUACCCCUAUGAUGCAACAAGCAUCGCAACCAGGGGCGCCGACACCUCAGCCAGUUGGGACACCUCAGCAACGCGCCAUGCCACCGCCAUCUGCACCUGCUGUUGCUCAGGCAGCGAACGGCCGCACAACAACCUCUUCCCCACAACAGCCCGCGGCACCCCCCACUCCAUCCCAAACUACCAAGGCGAACCCCAAGGCAAAGAAGGAUACCAAGCCCAAGCGAAACACAAAGAAGGCAGCUCCCGCAGGGGUAACACCCGCCGCCGAGGGUGCCACGGAAGCGGCGACGCCUACACCCGCGACGCCGAUCACGCCCAUGCACGCCCAGAGCUUCAACAAGAACGGGCAGAACAACGGACAAGCGAACGGCCAGCCUGCAGCGCCGGCCGUCUCGCAACCCCCCGUCAUCACGCAGCCACAACCAGAGCCCGUGCAGAACGGCGUGUUCUCGAUGGACGACAGCAAUUUCAUGUCGGGCAUGUCGAUGGAUUUCGCAAACCCGACUGCGGGUGGUGGCGAUGUGCUGCAGGACUUUGACUUCGACUCGUUCCUUAAUAACAAUGACGAUAACCCGGAUAACUUCUCCUUCGACGCCACGUUCCUCGAUCAAGAAGUUAUUGCAGAGUAAACCCCCCCUCUGGCUCCGUCUCUCGUUGCUUUUAUAUCGAAAAAAGGGGGAGGGUUGCUACACACAACUCAUGCGCCCCCAACUCACCUCACCUCACACACUUAAAGGCGUUUAUCAUCACUCACUCACAUCACAUCACAUUACGCAAACUACCGACCAAUAUGGAGAUACCUGCGAAUAAAUGGCGUUUUCUCGUUCGUUCGUUGUAGUCAAAGUCACCAAACCGGUUAUACCACUCCUCUGUGCAUUAUUCACAUCAAUCAAACAUCUAUCAUCAUUGUUUUCAACUUGUUCACUAUUCUCCCCUUUUCCCAAUUAUUUCCUCAAUUAUCUUGGGUCCGGGAAGGGAGGCGCGCUGGGUCUUUUGCUUUUGCUUUUUCUUUUCUUUGGUUGGGGGGUUAUGGGGAAUUUCGCGCGGUUCUUAUUUUAGAGAAAGAAAAAGCUGAUAGUUCUUUUUUUGAUCAUCGUCAUCGUCGUCGUCGUUGUUGGUUGGGUCUUGGUCGUUCACUCACCCCACCUCCCCUCUUUUUUUUUUUUGGCUACAUACUGCCGCCGUUUGUCAAAAAGGGGGUUCGGAAAGUUCUUUCCGAUGUGGUUGGUUGGGGUCCCCCCCCUGGUCCCCUACUCUCGCUACGCGCUGUGGUGGACGGGGAAAAGAAUGCGCGGCUACGGUGGUGGUACGCAGACGCCCGAACCGAAAAAAAAAAUCGCGCAAGGAAAACAGCGGAUGGGGGGAGCGAGCGUGCUUGGGCUUGUUCGUGUUCUUGUUACGAGGUGUCUCGGGAGGGAGUGGGUAAGGAGACGAACAGGCAAGGGGGUGGGGAUCGUGCACAACCACUCUAUAUGCGUGUCUCACAGCGCAACGGAACGCACCACAACACUCUUGUCGCAGCGCACGAGCCUCGUCGACAGGCUGAAUCCAGUAGGGGAGGGUCGAAGUGGGGGGAAAAGAAGAGAGAGUGUUGAGAGUUGAGAGAGAAGGGGAUGGGAGAUGGGAGGGAGAUGGUGGGGUGGGGUAGGGAG
Molecule: messenger RNA, 4034 nt
Organism: Pseudogymnoascus verrucosus
Lineage: Eukaryota; Fungi; Ascomycota; Leotiomycetes; Thelebolales; Thelebolaceae
Exons: 4
Coding region: 615-3011 (798 amino acids)
Cellular component (GO): nucleus
Source: RefSeq, a predicted model, not a curated record